Molecule: messenger RNA, 972 nt
Organism: Gilbertella persicaria
Lineage: Eukaryota; Fungi; Mucoromycota; Mucoromycetes; Mucorales; Choanephoraceae
Product: kinase-like domain-containing protein
Exons: 5
Coding region: 1-972 (323 amino acids)
Biological process (GO): endocytosis; signal transduction; peptidyl-serine phosphorylation
Cellular component (GO): nucleus; cytoplasm
Molecular function (GO): protein serine/threonine kinase activity; ATP binding
Source: RefSeq, a predicted model, not a curated record
AUGGACUUGAGAGUUGGAAAUAAAUAUAGAAUUGGAAGAAAGAUUGGUGCAGGUUCUUUUGGUGAUAUUUACCUUGGCACCAAUUUAAUUACAGGCGAAGAAGUAGCUAUUAAACUAGAAUCUGUGAAAGCCAAACAUCCUCAGUUAGAAUAUGAAGCCAAAGUAUACAAAGCAUUGUCUGGUGGUGUAGGUGUUCCUUUUGUGCGAUGGUUUGGUGCAGAAUGUGACUACUUUGCUAUGGUCAUUGACUUAUUAGGACCUUCUCUUGAAGACUUGUUUAAUUUCUGUAACCGUAAAUUCACAUUGAAGACAGUUCUCUUAUUGGCUGACCAGAUGCUCUCUCGUAUUGAAUAUGUUCACAGCAAAAACUUUAUUCAUCGUGAUAUCAAGCCCGAUAAUUUCUUAAUGGGCAUUGGCAAACGAGGUAAUCAGGUCAAUAUCAUCGAUUUUGGUCUUGCCAAAAAAUACCGUGACCCACGCACACACUUGCAUAUCCCUUACAGAGAAAACAAGAACCUAACUGGUACAGCACGUUAUGCGAGCAUCAAUACACAUUUGGGUGUUGAACAAUCAAGACGUGAUGACCUUGAAUCAUUGGGUUAUGUACUUAUGUACUUUUGUCGAGGUUCAUUACCAUGGCAAGGGUUGAAAGCAACGACCAAGAAACAGAAAUACGAUCGUAUCAUGGAAAAGAAAAUGACUACACCUACAGAACUCUUGUGUCGUGGUUUCCCAAGUGAAUUUGCUAUUUACUUGAAUUAUACUCGCUCUUUACGAUUUGAUGAUAAGCCAGAUUAUUCCUAUCUUCGAAAGCUGUUUAGAGACUUGUUUGUUCGGGAAGGAUAUACGUAUGACUAUAUUUUUGACUGGACUAUUUAUAAGGCAGUAAAAAGAAGCCACUUCUUCCAAUGUACAACAAAAAAAAGAGGAAUUAAUGAAAAACAUGACGGAAAACCAAGGAGAGAACUUUAG